UGUGCAAAUUAUGUGUUUAAAUGCCUUUAUAGUGCUGCUUAACCCAUGGAGCAGUAUGUAAUGCUCAAGUUUUAAUAAAACUCCUCUGCCUGAUGAAUGUAGCAGUGAAUUGGCUGGUUUUCUUUGUUUGCUUGUGUUCAGGAGAGCAAACAUGAACUUUGUCAGGGGGAGAGUUUGAUCAUUACAGUCGUGCAGGAGUGAAAGUCCUGAUUCCUUCAGGCCUCCAGCUCUGGGGCUGGGGAGGUCCAGAGAAAUCUGCUUAGCAAAUCACACAGCCCUGCUUGUUUCUGAGGCAAAGCACACGUUGGGAAGGAUGGAUUCAUUGGAAUUUUAUAUCCCUCUGAGUGCUUCUGAAAACUAUCGAAUGAAGAGUUACAAGAACAAAGCCCUAAAUCUGGAGGAAAUGAGGCGGAGAAGAGAAGAGGAAGGAAUUCAACUGCGCAAACAGAAACGAGAGCAACAGGUAACUGUCAUCUUGAGUAGGUUGUGUUCAGCCUUAACACAACCAAGAUUGUGCUGCUGCCUAACUGGAAUCUUCAAGGAUCUGUGCAUUAAGCUCUUCAAAAGGAGGAAUGUGGAGCUGAUCAAUGAGGAUGACUCCAUGUGUGACAGUCACCUGGUGGAUUCCUACGUCAGUUCCACCACGUGUGGGGAGGGAUUGAUCACAGGAGAGAUGGUAGAGAUGCUUUUCUCAGAUGACCCUGACCUACAGCUGGCAACCACUCAGAAAUUCAGGAAAUUGCUCUCCAAAGAGCCGAAUCCUCCGAUAGAUGAAGUGAUAAACACUCAGGGAGUGGUGGAGAGAUUUGUUGAAUUCCUGAAAAGAAGUGAAAACUGCACAUUACAGUUCGAAGCUGCGUGGGCACUGACGAAUAUUGCAUCAGGGACUUCCCAACAAACAAAAAUAGUCAUCGAGGCUGGGGCAGUUCCCAUAUUUAUAGAGCUGUUAAAUUCUGACUUUGAGGAUGUUCAGGAGCAGGCUGUCUGGGCAUUGGGGAACAUUGCUGGAGACAGCUCUGUGUGUAGAGAUUAUGUCCUUAACUGCGCUAUCCUUCCUCCCUUAUUAAUGCUCCUUACGACGUCCACCAGGUUGACAAUGACACGAAACGCUGUCUGGGCCUUGUCAAACCUGUGCAGAGGAAAGAGCCCUCCACCUGAAUUUGAUAAGGUGUCUCCCUGCCUGCCGGUGCUGUCCAGGUUGUUGUUCAACAGCGACUCUGACCUGCUGGCAGACGCCUGCUGGGCCCUUUCCUACCUGUCAGAUGGUCCCAACGAGAAGAUCCAGGCAGUGGUGGACUCGGGAGUGUGUCGGCGGCUGGUGGAGCUGUUGAUGCACAACGACUACAAAGUGGCCUCCCCAGCUCUGCGAGCAGUUGGCAACAUCGUGACGGGGGAUGACAUCCAGACCCAGGUGAUUCUAAACUGCUCAGCCCUGCCUUGUCUCCUUCAUUUAUUAAGCAGUCCCAAGGAAUCCAUCAGGAAAGAGGCGUGCUGGACCAUAUCCAACAUCACAGCGGGAAACAGAGCACAAAUACAGGCAGUGAUAGAUGCCAACAUCUUCCCGGUGCUGAUAGAGAUCCUGCAGAAGGCGGAAUUCCGCACGAGGAAAGAGGCAGCCUGGGCCAUCACCAACGCCACCUCAGGAGGGACUCCUGAGCAGAUCAGGUACCUGGUAAAUUUGGGUUGUAUCAAGCCUCUGUGUGACCUGCUGACUGUCAUGGACUCCAAGAUUGUUCUGGUGGCACUGAAUGGGCUGGAGAACAUCCUGAGGCUGGGAGAGCAGGAAGCCAACCAGAGUGGGACUGGGAUCAACCCCUACUGCAGCCUGAUCGAGGAGGCCUAUGGUUUGGAUAAGAUAGAAUUCCUCCAGAGCCACGAGAACCAGGAGAUUUACCAGAAAGCCUUCGACCUGAUCGAGCACUACUUCGGGGUGGAGGACGACUCAUCCGUGGCCCCCCAGGUGGAUGAGACCCAGCAGCAAUACAUCUUCCAGCAAUCCGAGGCCCCCAUGGAUGGUUUCCAGCUAUAACCUGCCCUGGGGCAGAGGAAAAACACGCCACAAACUUUCCUGGAGAAGCACCUGGGAAGCAGCUGCUUGGCCCUUGCUGGGAAGGCUGAACGACACCCUGGAGUUUUAGGAAACUCUUCUUCCUUCAGACAAACAAACAAACAAAACAAAAAAAAAUACAAACGGCGCUCGGUCCUCGCAGAAAAGAAGGGGAUUCUUCUUCUCCUUGUUUCUUUUGGCUGCUGCACACGUGUCUUUAACGCAGGAGGGACACGGAGGUGACGAGGUGGCACCUCCUGGUGGCUCGUUCUUUGUGGUGGUCCCUCCCCACUGCAGUUCUUACCUCGGGUGCUCCCGUGAGGCUCCGGCGUUGGGUGAGGACACAGAGCAGAGAGAGAGGGAGUUUUCUGGCCACAAUAAUUCUGGAAAACGUGGGUUGGUCUAUUUAAUUUUUAAUUCUUUUCUUGGUUUUUUGUUUGGUUUUUUUUUUGUUUUUGUUUUUGGGUUUUUUUUGCACAUGUUACUCUAUUAUAAAGACUCUUUAAUUGGCCAAGAGCAAAGUUUAACCCUGGCCUUCCUCCUUCAGUGGACAGUCCUGGGUGAACCCAGGCUGAGUUCCCUGAAAAAAAACGGACAGAAAAACAGGGAAGUUCUCCCACUCUUGGGAAGAUUGUUUUUUUUUUUUCCUUUUCUGCUGCUUCCCUUUUGUCUGGAUUUUGUUUUGGUUUUUGUUGGGGUUUUUUUUUGGGUGUUUUUUUUUUUUUUUUUAAGAACUGCUAGUGGUAUUUCCAAGGAUUAAAAAAAAAAAACCACACACAAAAAAAAAGCAACAAGAGCCCAAAGAUGGGAACUGGGGUAGGGUUUUUUUUUUUUCGGAGCAGGAAGCACAGCUGCCAUUGCACAGGUUUGGUUUGCGUUGUACUGACUGACACCAGAGCUCUGAAACGCUGAAACCCACCUUCAUCUUUACUUGAAAUACUUUAUUUUCCAUGAGAACAUGGGCUGAAUUCUGGGGGUGUUUUUUUCCUGCCUUAGGGUGGUUUGAUGGCUUGGAGGAAGGCUUGGUGGUGACAAAGAGGUGGUGGGAGCUCCAGCAGCACCAGGUUUCCAGGCUUACCUCCUCCUCACAGCUGUGAUAAUGUACAUUUUACUUCCAAAAAAAAAAAAAAAGAAAAGAGGCAAAUCUCUGUAUUUUUUAUAUUAUAUAUAGGUAGAUAUUUGUCUAAUUGGGCCACAGCGAAAACUAUAUCUGGAAUUUGUGCAAUUCCUGUAAAUAAAGCGCUGUGAGGCGGGAAAAACACCUGGAAACCCCCGGGCUCGGGGCUGUCCCGCUGCCUCUCCUGUUCCUCGCGUCCCGUCCGUGUGAACGGAGCUGCCUGAGCCCCCUGGAGUGACUUUGCCACGAUUUCAUUAAAAACAGAGGAGAACA
Myiozetetes cayanensis is the source of this 3437-nucleotide messenger RNA. It is a transcript of the gene KPNA6, whose product is annotated as karyopherin subunit alpha 6. Gene Ontology annotation, molecular function: protein binding; nuclear import signal receptor activity. The transcript is spliced from 14 exons. The coding region runs from base 314 to 2029 and encodes 571 amino acids. NCBI's taxonomy places the organism in Eukaryota, Metazoa, Chordata, Aves, Passeriformes, Tyrannidae. Gene Ontology annotation, biological process: NLS-bearing protein import into nucleus. The record is from RefSeq and is a predicted model, not a curated record. Gene Ontology annotation, cellular component: cytoplasm; nucleoplasm; nucleus.